This is a messenger RNA of Nasonia vitripennis (jewel wasp), 1957 nucleotides long. Its product is annotated as homeobox protein Nkx-2.5-like. The record is from RefSeq and is a predicted model, not a curated record. Gene Ontology annotation, biological process: regulation of transcription by RNA polymerase II; cell differentiation. The transcript has 3 exons. Gene Ontology annotation, molecular function: DNA-binding transcription factor activity, RNA polymerase II-specific; RNA polymerase II cis-regulatory region sequence-specific DNA binding. Gene Ontology annotation, cellular component: nucleus. Bases 419 to 1561 code for a protein of 380 amino acids. NCBI's taxonomy places the organism in Eukaryota, Metazoa, Arthropoda, Insecta, Hymenoptera, Pteromalidae.
GUAAAACAGUCCCAUCGAUGAAUCUCCACCCACAAACGCACACAUGUUGCGUGUCCUGCAUCGGUGAGCGCGUGUGUCUACACGGCCCGACACUUGACUCGCCGAGAAACUGAGACACUUUACAUCCACCCUCCGAGGCAUUCACUCGUGUGCAGCUACCCUCGGGGUCCGGAGCUCGACUCUGUGUUUUUCUACCAGUUGCUCUUAGCUCGCGUGAACGAGAUUUCCGCGCACUUUGAUUUGACUUUGAUUUCUACGUGAUUUCAAAGUUUGCGUCUGCCGUUACAGAAACAAGUGCUACAGUGAAAUCGUUAAGUGAAUUUCACGCAUUUUCCUUGUGAAUAUAGAUAAAAUCGCUGAGUGAAGUAAACGCCAAAGUAGAUUACAAAUUGUUCGACUAUUCCAAGAAUGUGUUAGAAUGCUGUCCACUGUGAUAUCCGCUUCCACGCCGUUCAGUGUACGCGACAUUCUCAGUGCCGAUCAAGAAAUCGAUAGCAUGGAUUGCUACCAGAAUCAUUCACAGACGGACAUUCAGAUCAACAAUCAUAUGCAGCCUGACUACUACGGAUACAAUGUGAUGCCAGAAAAUGGUUGGGACAUGGACAAGUUAAAGGAACAGAGUGUCGGUAGUUAUCAAGGCUAUGGAGAGAUGAAUCACGUUCAUCAACUCAGUCAGGUCGUUCCGCCGUAUCAAGAAAGUCCUGUGAUCGAAGAUGGAAACUUAGUGACCUCGAGUAAAACAGAGCUGCGGAAAAGUCAAUCUGGAAAGAGGACGAAACGAAAACCACGAGUUCUAUUCUCUCAGACGCAAGUGUACGAACUAGAGCAACGAUUCAAGCAGCAGAGGUACCUGAGCGCUCCGGAGCGCGAGAUGCUGGCCCAGUCGCUGAAGCUCACGAGUACGCAAGUGAAAAUCUGGUUCCAGAAUCGGCGCUACAAGAACAAACGCGCUCGCCUCGAGGACGCAGAGAAAGUCCAGACGCAGAACCUCAAAAAUCAGUCGCUGAAGAAAAUCCCGGUGCCGGUGCUGAUCAAGGACGGCAAGCCCAACAGCGCCCAGGAGUCGGUUUACAAUCCACCCUACUGGCCGAGCUUCCGACCAGAAGUAACCGCGAUGAACGUGCCCGCGGACCCUCGUAUGUCCGGCCACAGCGUCACCGCCAGUCCUACCGACUUCAGGACGAACGAGCAGCUGAGCCCGGAGUACCUCAGGACGGACUUCAGUCAUCAAACGGCAGAUAUAGCGAGCAGGUCGAAUAAUUCGAGCGCGAGCGCGGAGAGUCAGAGACCGAUUAUGCCGACGGACUACCGGUCGAGCUUCGCGUCAGACGAGAGGAGUUUGAAGAUCGAUUACAAGACGCAUUUCGCGAGCGAAAUCAUGCCUUUUCCAGACAUGAGAAACGUCGUGCCGGAAAUGAAGGCCUACGAAAACAAGAGCUGCGUGGAACCUACGACGGAAUACAACAUCGGCAAUUACGGAAACGCGCCAAGCUACCAAAUGCCUUAUUAUAACUUCAUGGAUCAGGGCGGGAUGGAUCAGAAUCUGCAAAGACUGUGGUAGAUUGCUAAAUCGAUUAUGGAUAUUGUCAAGUAUUUUUCGUCGAUCUUAUUUCUUAUUGAGUAUUAUGUAUUUUUGGAACUAAUGCGCAUACUGAUGCACAAUAGCUGUAAGCACAUCAUUAUUUUUAAGAUUCGUAUUUUUAGUCGACCUUUAGUUUUUAUAAAUUCAAAUGGCAGCAGUACGAUAUACUUAUAAUUUAGAAUAUGUUGAUUGCGAAAAUUAGUGGUCUAGAUGUGUUGUUGAAUGUAAGGAGUUGAUUAACAAAAAAAUGUUUAUAUUAACUUAUGCUAUACUUGUAAAAGCUACGUUAAUACCAAAGUACUCUAAGAACCAAAGACUUCUAUAUGGUCCUAUGUAAUAUAAAACAAAAUAGUUAUUAAAAGAUUUUUAUGCAAA